Molecule: messenger RNA, 1421 nt
Organism: Dufourea novaeangliae
Lineage: Eukaryota; Metazoa; Arthropoda; Insecta; Hymenoptera; Halictidae
Gene: Hacd2
Product: very-long-chain (3R)-3-hydroxyacyl-CoA dehydratase
Exons: 6
Coding region: 315-1421 (368 amino acids)
Biological process (GO): fatty acid elongation; sphingolipid biosynthetic process; very long-chain fatty acid biosynthetic process
Cellular component (GO): endoplasmic reticulum membrane
Molecular function (GO): 3-hydroxyacyl-CoA dehydratase activity
Source: RefSeq, a predicted model, not a curated record
UUCCAAAAAAUAUUACAAGUUGCGAAUAUGCACCAGCGUCAUACACAAAAGUCAGUGUCAGUUCUUAGUUAAAUAAUAAAGGAAACGAUUUUAAAAUCUGUAUUUGUCGUCUGCAGUACCUACAAUUAGGGUUGCCAUCCGUAAAAUCAUUAAUCUAGAACAGAGAGUGACAGAGAGCAUUAAAACCCCCGACACUACCAACGAUUUCUUAUAUUAGAAAAUCCCGAAAAAAGAGGACUAAUCCGGGGAAACCCGGGUGGAUGGCAGCCCUACCUACAGUGAAUAUGAAAUUCGAAUAAAUAUGAAAUGAAAACAUGGCUAAUACAUUAAUUCCAUUUGUGUACUGGGCUCAAACGGAAAGUCAGAUUACAUUAAAGGUAGAGUUGACUAAUGUUAAGGAUUUAAAUGUUGACAUAGCCGAGAAGAGAUUGCAAGUUAAUGUUUAUGGACAAGGUGCCAAAGGUUUUCAUAAUUAUAGAUUCGAUAUUGAUUUACAUUCGUGUAUUAACACUGAGGAAAGUAGUUAUAAAGUAAUAGAUCGUGAAGUUGAUUUUGUACUGAAAAAAAAAUGUUUCGGUUGGUGGCCAAGAUUAACAAGCCAACCACAAAAACCAUCUUGGCUAAAAAUCGAUUUUGAUAAGUGGACUAGUGAAGAUAUAGAAGACAAUGAAGAUGAAAAACGGGACAUAUGCACUGAUUAUCCUGGCAUGUAUGACAAACUUUAUAAAGAAGAAUUUGGUUACAGGAAAGAAGAUUUUAAGAAGGUGUACUUAAUUAUUUAUAACCUUUGGCAGUUUGUUGGUUUUAUUUACAUUCUCACUGUAAUGGGAAUCAUGUAUUCACGAGAUGGACCAGUUUCUAUGAAGGGAACAUAUACUGCUGUUGGAAACCCAAUGAAGUUUAUACAACUUUUACAGUUCUUAGAAGUUAUGCAUUCCUUAUUUGGUUACACAAAAAGUAGUGUAUUGAUAUCAUUUGUACAAGUAGGAGGUAGAGCAUUUAUUUUAUUUGCUAUGAUUGAAGCUGAGCCACGUAUGCAAACAAAACCUGUAAUUUUUUAUCUAUUUGUUGUUUGGAGUACAGUUGAAGUAGUUAGAUAUCCAUAUUAUAUAAUGCAAUUACUUAAAAUUGAAAUUGCGUUUUUAACAUGGCUAAGAUACACAAUAUGGAUGCCUCUAUAUCCAUUAGGAUUUCUUUGCGAAGGAAUUAUAAUACUGAGAAAUAUUCCAUAUUUUGAGGAAACGCAGAAGUUCACUUUUUCUUUACCAAAUACUUGGAAUUUUGCAUUUCAUUUUCCAUUGUUCCUAAAAAUAUAUUUGCUUAUAUUUUGUUUACCUCUUAUAUACAUGUUAAUGUCCCGUAUGAAUCAAGUACGAUAUAAAAAAUUGGGUAAAUCUAAGUUGAAAAAGAAGUAUGUAUAA